UCUUCCAUUUCAUUUUCAACCUUAAAAACAAAGAAAGAAAUAAAAUAAAAUAAAAAAUGAGUUCAAGGUCCGAAUCCGUUUGCGUUACCGGAGCUUCAGGUUUCAUAGGAUCAUGGCUUGUGAUGAGGCUAAUGGAGCGUGGCUACACGGUUCGAGCCACCGUACGCGACCCAGCAAACAUGAAGAAGGUGAAGCAUUUGGUGGAACUUCCAGGUGCAAAGACGAAACUGUCUCUGUGGAAAGCUGACCUUGGUGAAGAGGGAAGCUUUGACGAAGCCAUUAAAGGCUGCACAGGAGUUUUCCACGUUGCAACCCCCAUGGAUUUUGAAUCCAAGGACCCUGAGAACGAAGUGAUAAAGCCGACAAUAAAGGGGUUACUCGAUAUCAUGAAAGCAUGCGUGAAGGCCAAAAGUGUGCGAAGAAUUGUCUUCACAUCCUCAGCUGGAACUGUUGAUGUUGCUGAGCAACCAAAGCCUGUUUAUGAUGAGAACUGUUGGAGUGAUGUUGAGUUCUGCAGAAGGGUCAAAAUGACUGGUUGGAUGUAUUUUGUUUCAAAGACCCUGGCGGAGAAAGAAGCUUGGAAAUUCGCCAAAGAACAUAACAUAGACUUUGUCUCCAUCAUUCCACCUCUUGUCGUUGGUCCCUUUCUUAUGCCAACAAUGCCANGUGACGUGCAAGAAGUAAAAAUGUUGAUGCGUAUGAAGAAUGUCAGUUGGGACACUCCUCCUUAG
Vigna umbellata (rice bean) is the source of this 731-nucleotide messenger RNA. The record is from RefSeq and is a predicted model, not a curated record. NCBI's taxonomy places the organism in Eukaryota, Viridiplantae, Streptophyta, Magnoliopsida, Fabales, Fabaceae.